AUAUCUCAUGCUCAACUCGUGUCUUAGUACAUGCCCUAGAGGUUGACUUCAAAUGUCCACCCUGGGGUGUGCUCCGCAAAAAUGGCGCAAGCAGGUCCUAUUACGGACGUCACUCAACGACUCUUCGUUGAGUUAAAGUCUAAGAAUGAAGAGACGCGGGCGAGAGCUGCUUACGAGCUUUACGAUAAUGUCCUUGCUAUCUCACGAGAUUGGCCUCCAGAGAAAUUCCUCGAGUUCUAUAAUGCUGUUAGUCAGCGCAUUGCACAACUUGUCGUUACAGGCAGCGACGCACACGAACGAAUCGGUGGCCUGUUAGCGCUUGAUCGCCUGAUUGAUUUUGAUGGAGUAGAUGCAGCCCAGAAAACUACUAGAUUCGCCAGUUAUCUUCGGAGCGCUCUUCGCAGCAAUGAUAAUGGGGUGUUAGUAUACGCCGCCAGAGCUCUUGGCCGCCUGGCUAAGCCGGGUGGAGCUCUUACUGCGGAGCUUGUUGAGAGCGAAAUACAAUCGGCUCUAGAGUGGCUUCAAUCUGAAAGACAAGAAAGUCGCCGGGUUGCUGCUGUACUUGUCAUCCGUGAGCUUGCCAAAGGCUCACCAACACUUCUAUACGGCUUUGUCCCUCAAAUCUUCGAGCUCAUUUGGGUUGCGCUUCGAGAUCCGAAAGUACUUAUCCGAGAAACUGCUGCCGAAGCAGUCCGGGAAUGCUUCGAAAUCAUCGCCGCUAGAGAUUCACAGGUUCGAAAAUCCUGGUUCGCACGUAUAUACGAGGAAGCACUUCUGGGCCUCAAGUCUAACAAUGUAGACUGGAUACAUGGGUCGCUACUGGUCCUUAAAGAACUCCUCCUUAAAGGUGCCAUGUUUAUGAACGAACAUUACAGGAAUGCUUGUGAAAUUGUUCUUCGCCUCAAAGAUCACCGUGACCAGAAGAUCCGUGCUCAGGUCGUCCUGACGAUCCCUAUUCUUGCCUGCUACGCCCCCGUUGACUUUACAGAGACGUAUCUUCAUCGUUUUAUGGUCUACCUUCAAGCGCAGCUGAAAAGGGACAAGGAGCGCAAUGAAGCAUUCAUAGCUAUAGGAAAGAUUGCUAACGCUGUCGGUGUUGCUAUUGCGCAAUACCUCGACGGGAUCAUCAUUUACAUUCGGGAGGGCCUGGCCAUGAAAGCGCGAAAUCGUGCUGUUGUCAAUGAGGCACCAAUGUUCGAGUGCAUUAGCAUGCUCUCACUAGCGGUAGGACCAGCGCUCAACAACUACAUGGAAUCAUUGCUAGAUCCGAUAUUUGCGUGCGGACUAAGUGAAUCGUUGACUCAGGCGCUUUUCGACAUGGCGCAUUUUAUACCACAAAUCAAGCCUACUAUCCAAGAAAAGCUUCUGGAUAUGCUAAGUUUGAUUCUUAAAGGAGCCCCGUUUAGACCUUUGGGCUGCCCAGAGAGCAGGUUGCCCCCUAUUCCAUCAUUUGCCAAAGAUUUCGCCCCGCAAGAACUGCAUUCGGAUGCAGAGAUAGCACUCGCACUCCACACCCUGGGAAGUUUCGAUUUCUCUGGUCACAUACUCAAUGAGUUCGUUCGCGAUGUUGCCAUCAACUACGUCGACAACGAUAAUUCGGAAAUUCGGAAAGCUUCGGCACUUACAUGUUGUCAAUUGUUUGUGCACGACCCAAUUAUCAAUCAGACAAGUAGUCAUUCAAUACAGGUCGUUAGUGAAGUCAUUGACAAGCUUCUGACUGUUGGUGUUGGCGAUUCAGACUCAGAGAUUAGGCGUACGGUUUUGUGGUCCUUGGACCGCAAAUUCGACCGCCAUCUUGCACGCCCUGAGAAUAUUCGCUGUUUGUUCCUGGCAGUCAACGACGAAGUAUUUUCCGUCAGAGAAGCUGCUAUCUGCAUCAUUGGGCGCCUCUCAAGUGUUAACCCAGCCUAUGUUUUCCCGCCACUGCGGAAACUGCUAGUCAAUCUCUUGACUGGCCUUGGAUUCGCCAGCACAGCCCGCCAGAAAGAAGAGUGUGCCCAGCUCAUUAGCCUGUUCGUCUCGAAUGCAACAAAACUUAUCAGGUCCUAUGUCGAUCCCAUGGUGACCACUUUGCUCCCAAAGGCGACGGAUACUAACCCUGGUGUCGCUUCGACUACGCUGAAAGCCAUUGGCGAACUUGCAAAUGUUGGGGGUGGUGAGAUGAAGCUGUACCUUCCACAGCUGAUGCCCGUCAUCUUGGAUUCGUUACAGGACCUCUCUUCCCAUGCCAAACGGGAGGCAGCCUUGCGCACUUUGGGCCAGCUAGCAAGCAACUCCGGAUAUGUUAUCGAUCCGUACCUAGAAUAUCCCCAUCUUCUCGCCGUGCUUAUCAAUAUAAUCAAGACGGAACAGACGGGCUCUCUACGCAAGGAGACCAUCAAGCUGUUGGGAAUUCUCGGUGCCCUAGAUCCAUACAAGCAUCAGCAGAUAAGCGAGACUGUGCCAGACAUUCAUCAUAUCAACGAAGUUCAGACGGUCUCUGAUGUGGCCCUUAUUAUGCAAGGGCUCACUCCUUCCAAUGAAGAAUACUACCCGACGGUGGUCAUCAAUACCUUGAUGCAAAACAUACUACGCGAAAACUCCCUCGCUCAAUAUCAUUCAGCGGUGAUUGAUGCAAUUGUCACUAUCUUUAAAACAUUGGGCUUGAAGUGUGUGCCUUUCUUGGGACAAAUCAUUCCUGGCUUCAUAGCUGUCAUCAGAGGAUCACCCCCCAGUCGCCUGGAGUCGUACUUCAACCAAAUGGCAAUUUUAGUCAAUAUUGUAAGGCAGCACAUCCGAGCUUUCCUCCCUGAGAUUAUUGAAGUUGUUCGAGAUUUCUGGGAUGCUUCAUAUCAAGUCCAAGCCACAAUACUAUUGCUUGUGGAGGCAAUUGCCAAGUCUCUAGAAGGCGAGUUCAAGAAAUACAUUGCUGGUCUCAUCCCAAUGAUGCUGGAUACUCUUGAGAAGGACAACACACCACGCCGACAGCCGUCAGAGAGGAUACUUCACGCCUUCUUGAUAUUUGGCACUAGCGGGGAGGAGUACAUGCACCUUAUCGUUCCGUCUAUUGUACGUCUUUUUGACCGAACCCAAAAUCCACAGAGCAUCCGGAAGGCCGCCAUUGAUAGCCUUACAAAAUUGUCACGGCAAGUCAAUGUAUCUGACUUUGCAUCUCUAAUGGUCCAUUCCUUGUCUCGCGUUGUUGCAGGCAACGAUCGAAUGUUGCGACAGGCUGCAAUGGACUGUAUCUGUGCUCUCAUUUUCCAAUUGGGUCAGGAUUUCAGUCACUACGUACAUCUCCUGAACAAGGUUCUGAAGCGUCAUCAGAUCACCCAUGUCAAUUAUCAUAUUCUGGUGGGGAAGCUACAAAAGGGAGACCCACUUCCGCAGGAUCUCAACCCCGACGAGAAUUAUGCUACUUUGGCGGAUGAUGCUAACUAUGCCGAGAUAGGCCAGAAAAAGAUGGUUGUCAACCAGCAGCACUUGAAGAAUGCUUGGGAUGCGUCCCAAAAGUCAACGCGUGAGGACUGGCAGGAAUGGAUACGACGAUUCAGUGUUGAACUGCUGAAAGAAUCUCCCUCUCCAGCUCUCCGUGCAUGCGCUAGUCUAGCUGGCAUUUACCAACCAUUGGCAAGAGACCUUUUCAAUGCUGCCUUCGUCUCCUGCUGGACUGAGUUGUAUGAUCAGUACCAAGAAGAGCUCGUUCGAUCGAUCGAAAAGGCGCUCACAUCACCGAAUAUACCCCCUGAGAUCUUGCAAGUUCUACUCAACCUCGCUGAGUUCAUGGAGCAUGAUGAUAAAGCUCUUCCCAUUGACAUUCGCACGCUUGGCAAAUACGCCGCCAAAUGUCACGCAUUUGCAAAGGCUCUCCACUAUAAAGAACUUGAAUUCGAACAGGAUCAAAAUUCGGGCGCGGUUGAGGCUUUGAUCACCAUCAACAACCAGCUUCAACAGUCUGACGCUGCCAUUGGUAUUCUUCGAAAAGCCCAAGCUUAUCGGGAUGUAGAGCUUAAGGAAACCUGGUUUGAAAAGCUUCAGCGUUGGGAGGAGGCACUGGCAGCCUACAAGCGGCGCGAGAAGGUAGAUCCGGAUUCUUUUGGCGUUACAAUGGGCAAAAUGCGCUGUCUGCAUGCCCUUGGCGAGUGGAAAGUACUCUCUGAUCUCGCCCAAGAGAAGUGGAAUCAGGCCUCAUUGGAACAUCGGAGAGCAAUUGCUCCUUUAGCAGCUGCUGCUGCCUGGGGUCGUGGCCAGUGGGAAUUGAUGGAUUCCUACCUGGGUGUUAUGAAAGAACAGUCCCCAGACCGGUCAUUCUUUGGUGCCAUUCUUGCCAUUCAUCGGAACCAGUUCGAGGAGGCAACAAUGUAUAUUGAGAAAGCGCGGAAUGGACUCGACACCGAACUUUCGGCGUUGCUGGGUGAAUCAUAUAACCGUGCCUACAAUGUCGUCGUCCGUGUUCAGAUGCUCGCUGAACUUGAGGAAAUCAUUACUUACAAACAGAAUGUUGGCGAUCCGGAAAAGCAAGAUUCCAUGCGCCAAACAUGGAACAAACGGUUACUCGGCUGCCAACAAAACGUUGAAGUAUGGCAACGCAUGCUCAAGGUUAGAGCACUGGUUACCUCCCCCCGAGAAAACCUUGAUAUGUGGAUAAAAUUCGCCAAUCUCUGUCGCAAAUCCAAUCGAAUGGGUCUUGCUGAGCGGUCUCUAGCAUCGCUCGAGACUGUUGUCUCGGAUAACAACGGCACCCGAGCCGUUGCUCCUCCAGAGGUCACCUAUGCUCGAUUGAAAUUCAGUUGGGCUACUGGACGGCAGCGUGAAGCUCUUCAGAUGCUGAAGGAGUUCACUACGGGUCUCACUGAAGACUUCACGAGGUUUAAUACUCUCAUGAUCUCGCAGUCAGAACAUAAUGGUAUCAAUGGCGUCAACGGCAUCCAAGACACAAACCACGCAGAUAUGAUGGGUCUGCGAGAGCGCAUUGGGGAUGUGGCUAAAUUUAGAAGGCUUCUUGCUAAGAGCUACCUUAGACAGGGUGAGUGGCAAACUGCUCUGCAAAAGGGGGAUUGGAAACCGGAGCAUGUCCGGGAGGUCCUUAACGCAUAUUCUGCUGCUACAAAGUACAACCGCGACUCUUACAAGGCUUGGCAUUCGUGGGCAUUAGCCAACUUUGAAGUCGUUACAACAAUUGCAAGCCAAGCCAGCAAAGAUGGCGCGACGCUGGCCAUGGUUCCAGGUCACAUUGUCACGGAGCAUGUGAUACCCGCUAUUCGUGGCUUCCUCAGGUCUAUCUCAUUGUCGUCGACAUCAUCUUUGCAAGAUACUCUAAGGCUGCUUACUCUCUGGUUUACUCAUGGUGGCGACCAGGAAGUGAACGCCGUUGUUACAGAAGGAUUCACGGCAAUCAAUAUCGAUACUUGGCUCGCGGUUACACCUCAACUCAUUGCACGAAUUAAUCAGCCGAACAUUCGGGUCCGAAGCGCUGUUCAUCGGCUGCUUGCCGAGGUUGGCAAGGCCCAUCCUCAGGCACUGGUGUAUCCAUUGACUGUUGCGAUGAAAUCAAAUGUUACCCGACGGUCACAGUCCGCGAGUAGCAUCAUGGACAGUAUGCGGCAGCACAGUGUGAGAUUAGUCGAGCAAGCUGAUCUUGUAAGCCAUGAAUUGAUUCGUGUUGCCGUGUUAUGGCACGAGCUCUGGCACGAGGGCUUGGAAGAAGCAUCUCGUCUCUAUUUCGGCGACCACAAUGUUGAGGGAAUGUUUGCAACUCUUGCGCCACUCCACGAAAUGCUUGACAAAGGUGCUGAGACUUUACGUGAAGUAUCUUUUGCGCAGGCCUUUGGGCGUGAUCUUGCGGAGGCGAAGCAUUACUGCAUGUUGUACCGUGAAACCGAGGAGAUUGGCGACUUGAACCAGGCUUGGGAUCUUUAUUAUACCGUUUUCCGGAAGAUAAGCCGACAACUUCCGCAAUUGUCUACACUUGACUUGAAAUAUGUCUCUCCCAAACUCAAAGAUUGUGUGGACCUUGAUCUUGCCGUUCCGGGCACCUAUCAAAGCGGUAGGCCAAUCAUCCGUAUCAUGAGCUUUGACCCUAUACUUCAUGUCCUUCAAACCAAGAAACGGCCACGCAGAAUGACCCUGAAGGGUAGCGAUGGCAAUUCAUACAUGUACGCACUUAAGGGACAUGAAGAUAUCAGGCAGGACGAGCGUGUUAUGCAGCUCUUCGGCCUCGUGAAUACGCUCCUUGACAAUGAUAGCGAGAGCUUUAAACGUCAUCUUUCGGUACAGCGAUUCCCAGCCAUUCCAUUAUCUCAGAGCUCUGGUAUCUUGGGAUGGGUCUCGAAUAGUGACACACUACAUGCACUGAUUAAGGAAUACCGAGAGUCUCGCCGUAUUCUCCUGAAUAUUGAACACCGUAUCAUGCUACAAAUGGCACCGGAUUAUGACAACCUUACUCUCAUGCAGAAGGUGGAAGUCUUUGGAUAUGCCAUGGACAACACCACCGGGAAGGAUCUGUACCGAGUCCUGUGGCUUAAGAGCAAAAGUUCAGAAUCUUGGCUUGAGCGACGGACAAAUUACACUCGGUCUCUUGGUGUCAUGUCAAUGGUGGGUUACAUCCUGGGUCUGGGCGAUCGUCACCCAUCCAACCUUCUAUUGGAUCGAGUUACUGGAAAGGUGGUCCACAUUGAUUUCGGCGACUGCUUCGAAGUUGCAAUGCAUCGGGAGAAAUAUCCGGAAAGAGUUCCAUUCCGACUGACUCGGAUGUUGACUUUUGCAAUGGAAGUCAGCAACAUUGAAGGAAGUUAUCGGAUCACAUGUGAGGCUGUCAUGCGUGUUCUAAGAGAGAACAAAGACUCCUUGAUGGCUGUUCUGGAAGCUUUCAUUCAUGAUCCCCUGAUCAACUGGCGUCUAGGAAUCCGUGAGUCGCCGGAUCGGAUGCCAUUCUCAUCAGAGCGCCGGCAAUCAAUUAUUGGUAAUAUCAACACUGAGCAAGGCGUUCAACCCAGCAAUUUCUCUCGUCACCGGCGGCCGUCCAUCCUUGAAGGCGGCAUUCUCGACGCUCAGGAAGGCAUCCCUAACGAGGCCCGCGAAGCACAGAAUGCACGAGCGCUGCAAGUUCUGGCGCGAGUCAAGGAGAAACUAACUGGUCGGGACUUUAAGCCCUCUGAAGAGCUCAAUGUCAGUGAUCAGGUUGAUAAACUCCUUGCGCAGGCAACUAGCGUUGAAAACAUAUGUCAGCACUGGAUUGGAUGGUGCAGUUUCUGGUGAUCAUUUAACAUUGUUUCUCUCUGGUGAAUAUGUCUCUAGGAGUAUGACGGCGCAUGUUGCGAUAUGACGGAUUUUGCAUGGCUCGGGUUUAAUACUUGUUUUUUUAUUUUCAUUUUCAGCCUGUAGACUUAUUCUGUUCUAUUGAUUCCCGUUGCUAUACCACGGGUAUGGGCAGUCGGGAGCUGUGUUCAUAAUAAUAACAUCUGACGUCUCA
Messenger RNA from Aspergillus alliaceus, 7450 nucleotides. RefSeq names its product putative TOR pathway phosphatidylinositol 3-kinase TorA (gene tor). Gene Ontology annotation, molecular function: protein binding; protein serine/threonine kinase activity; protein-containing complex binding. Gene Ontology annotation, biological process: protein phosphorylation; negative regulation of macroautophagy; TOR signaling. Bases 82 to 7236 code for a protein of 2384 amino acids. The transcript has 3 exons. NCBI's taxonomy places the organism in Eukaryota, Fungi, Ascomycota, Eurotiomycetes, Eurotiales, Aspergillaceae. The record is from RefSeq and is a predicted model, not a curated record. Gene Ontology annotation, cellular component: TORC2 complex; TORC1 complex; nucleus.